Molecule: messenger RNA, 2224 nt
Organism: Bombyx mori (domestic silkworm)
Lineage: Eukaryota; Metazoa; Arthropoda; Insecta; Lepidoptera; Bombycidae
Exons: 11
Coding region: 350-2056 (568 amino acids)
Source: RefSeq, a predicted model, not a curated record
GUAGCUGGAAUGGCCCCUUAGUCACCAGCGUAUAAAUAGGCAAAUAAAAUCAUCAUUUUUCAUUAAACUAAAACUUUAUGAUUAAUAUAACGACUAUUAAUGGAGUCAUGGAUUCGCCAUUAUUUUAUUUUAUGGUAUUUCCUGGUAAUUUUUAGGAGGCAUCUUUUUUGACAGAAUUAUUUUGUCUUACACUAUGGUUUAGAUAGGUAGUGGUUAAAAUGUCUAAUUUAGGUUUUGCUGUUGGUUAUUUAAUAGGUCACAGAAAAUAUACGUGCUAACCUUGUAUUUUUAAUAUCUUUGACGAGGUCAUUUGUUACUACCAAAUCAUAUGUAUGUUUAAAAUUAUAAAAUGGCCACAGUUAUUUUUCCAGAGGCGCCUAGACAUGAUGAAUCUUUAGAAUGGAUUAACGAAAGCUUUUUAGGAUCCCAAGACUUUGGCCCCAGUAAUGAAUUAUCCUGUAGACAACUACCAUACUGGAAAACUCUAACAAAACGAAUGUCUGAUUCAUAUCAAUCUUUAGUAAGCUUGUUAUCAAAGAAUAAAAAGAGACGAUUUUCGCGAAGACUAAAUUCGAAAUAUGUAAGAAAUGAAGUAAUUGUUUAUAACGUCAAUAACAGUACUGAAAAGGAGCAAGAAAGUAAUUUAGUUAAUGACUGGUAUAAGAGAGAAUACACCAAUCAAGUUGGGGAACCUCCGAAACACGAUGCGGAGGAGCGCUUAGAGAAGGCUAUUAAUGGAUUAAAAUGGCAGUCUAAGUGCAUUGCUUUUGAUCGACUGUUUUAUACUCCACCGAUCCAGCGCGAACUAAUGCUAGAGCAAGUAAAUUGGGAUGACACUCCCCUAGCUCUAGCCUGCACGUGUCCAGCAACGAUAUGCACAUGCUCGUGUAGGAAAAACUAUUUGUUGCCAGCUCAAAAAAUACCUAGACGACUGUGUCCGUAUUGGUUCGGUGUUAAGCGGUUUUUAUGGUUGUUCCAUUGUGCGAAGUAUCCAAAACCGGCUGGUACGCUAAUUCCGAAACUAGUUGCUGUGGUCAAUAAAGAAUCUGCGUUUUACAAAAGUCCUAAAGGACGUAUAAUACUAACAGAGAAAGGUCCAGAGUUUUGCAUGUCCGGUUGUUUACAAUACUUAGUAUCGAGUUCGCAAGCGAAUGCAUUAUUGGCUGCUGAAAUCGCGAAAAUUCAAGAGAUCGACGUUGAAGGACUUCAGGAGAGCGGUGGUACGAAGUUUGACGUACCAGAUGAGAUGGACACCGAAGGAUAUUGUGAUGGGUUCACGUGUACUGUUUCAACGCAAACUGAAAACGAUGGAGAAUCCGACGAAUUAUUAAUGGGAGAUUACACUCACGUCCUGUACGCGUCAGUAGAGAAUACCUUCAUGAGUGACAUGGACGGGAAGAAACUGCAGAUAUCAUUUUACAAUGAAGAGCCUCCAGAUCCUUGUGCUUUUAGUCUUAGCAGAGUUUUCCAUGUCGAUGAAAUGAAACAACACCUUCACAAAAUGAAAGAAUUGUAUUCGUCAAUCUCAGUGAUGAUAGAUAAAUACAGCGCAAAGCACACGUCUAAAGUCGACUUAGAAGGGAGCGAAUGCUGUCAUGACUAUACAUCGUGUAGCCGUAAAAGAUCCGGUCAACGAAUAGAAAAAACCAAGAAAAAAUCUAAUGAAGACCCUGAAGUAACAACGUGGCAGAAACUACAAAAAGCCAAAAGCUCAAUCAGGAAGUAUUUAAAAUAUAUAGAUUUGUCAGACGCUUGUGAUAAACAAAGUUCUAAAAGUGAAACUAGAAGAUGCAUUCCUAAGCCGGAUAUGUCAAGGAAAACGAAUGAUACUAAUAAUGAAAUAAAAAUCAUAUCUCCAACGACGAAUUCCAAAGAAUCUGUAGAAUUACUUAAUGAUGAUAUUAUAAAUACUCAUGAAGCAUCUGAUUUUGAAUCAGAAAAGAUAAAAUCUAGAAGAUUCUCCGUUAAAAAAUCGUCAGACAAAUUGAAAUACAAAGUGUCGUUCAAGGAUGAACAGUCUAAUCAUGAAAUUGAUUGUAGUCCUUGUAAAAAUUAGAAAACAUUUUAUAAAACCAAUUUGGAUCCAAAAGAUCAAAACGAUAAUAAUAUUUCAGUUAGUGACAAUGAAUCAUACAAGUCUGUGUCUAGAAAUUUUUAUUUAAUUUAAAUGUAGCACAUGUAAAAUUGAAGAUUUAAAUAUUUAAAUGAAUGUUUGUGUUGUGUA